AUGGCUCGGAACGUUGGUAUCAAAGCUAUGGAGCUGUAUUUCCCUAGUCGAUAUGUUGCUCAAUCAGACUUGGAGGUGUAUCUCGGAGCAAGCAAAGGCAAAUACACCAUUGGCCUCGGUCAAACCAAAAUGAGUUUCUGUGACGAUCGCGAGGACACCUAUUCACUUGCUCUCACGGCCGUCUCAUCUCUUCUCCGCAAAUACGACAUUUCUCCCGACUCGAUUGGUCGUCUGGAAGUGGGCACAGAAACCUUGUUGGACAAGGCAAAGUCCUGCAAGUCCGUUCUGAUGCAGCUCUUUGGAUCCAACACGGAUAUCGAGGGCGUCGACGUCUACAAUGCCUGCUACGGCGGUACAAGCGCUCUAUUAAACGCAGUGAGCUGGAUCGAAUCCUCUGCAUGGGAUGGCAGAAAUGCCAUUGUUGUUGCGACCGAUAUUGCGCUCUACAACACCGUUUCAGCCAGACCGACGGGUGGAGCAGGCUGCGUGGCCAUGCUCAUCGGUCCAGAUGCGCCCUUGGUCGUGGAGCCACUGCGUGCUUCCUUCAUGCAGCAUACGUAUGACUUUUACAAGCCAGAUUUCAAGUCCGAGUAUCCUAUCGUGGACGGUCACUUUUCUUCAAAGUGCUACCUGCGCGCGUUGGAUGGAUGCUAUCGCCGUUAUCGUGAGAAGCAGGCUGGACGGAGACGCAACGACACCUCCUCUGACGGCCAGGAGGAUGCCCAGACGACACCGCUGACUUUGGAAGAAAAGCUACCAUUGGAUGAAUUUGAUUAUUUUGUCUUCCAUGCGCCCAACUGCAAGCUGGUUGCCAAGUCAUACGCCCGCUUACUAUAUAAUGAUUACAUGGCCGAUCCGCAGAAUGAGUUCUUCAGCUCCAAGACCAUACCCCGCUCCGUUCGUGAACAAAGCUACGAGGAUUCUCUGCGUGAUAAAGAGCUGGAAAAGCUAUUCAUGCAAGCUUCUCGAGAACGCUUCGAGGAGCGUGUUCGACACAGUCUGACGGCACCGACAAUGUGCGGAAACAUGUACACUGCGGGUGUUUACUCGGCCCUUGUGAGCCUGCUCAACAAUGUGCCCGGGGCCCAGCUCCACGGACGACGGAUAGGGCUUUAUAGCUUUGGCAGUGGUCUUGCAAGCACGAUUCUCAGUCUCAGGGUUGUGGGCGACGUUGGUGAGAUUGUUUCGAAGACUGAUCUCCAUGCUCGUCUGAAUGCACGCGAGGAGGUUUCACCGGAAGUUUACGAUGAGAUGUGUCGGCUUCGUGAGCAAGCAUACCAGCAACAUCCUUAUACACCAGUUGGUAGCAUUGAGACCAUGGUCCCGGGCACAUAUUAUCUGGUUGGGGUGGAUGAGAUGUUUCGGCGUUCUUAUGCUGUGAAACAAGAUUGA
Molecule: messenger RNA, 1392 nt
Organism: Penicillium oxalicum
Lineage: Eukaryota; Fungi; Ascomycota; Eurotiomycetes; Eurotiales; Aspergillaceae
Gene: erg13A
Product: putative hydroxymethylglutaryl-CoA synthase
Exons: 4
Coding region: 1-1392 (463 amino acids)
Biological process (GO): ergosterol biosynthetic process; acetyl-CoA metabolic process
Molecular function (GO): hydroxymethylglutaryl-CoA synthase activity
Source: RefSeq, a predicted model, not a curated record